GUAACUUGAUUCAUUCGUCUUCAAGUUGCAGACGGUCUAAGAAGUUCCGCGGAAACAUCAACAGACACCGGCAAGAUUCACGUGGUCGGUUUUGGUAGAAAAACAGCAUCGGAAGAACUUAUUCUGAUAUUUUUUUUCAUAAAUUUAAUAUCUUCGGAAAGGAGCAAUAUGUCUCAAAAUUUAAAGUUUGAAAGUAAAGUGUGCUUACUUAUUCUCGUUGUGUUGUUCAUGAUGACUCAAGUGCAGUGUGGAGAGGUCAACGAAAAAGAAGACAAUAGAAAUAAUGGAAGUUUAAUUGCGAAAAAGUUGACUGAAAAAGAUCACUACAGUCUGGAGGACCUUUCGAAAGCCUUAACGAGCAUGAUUUUCACUGGUCGUAAAAAAGGAGGCGGCGGUGGUGGUGGCAUGAGCAUGUUCUUCAUGCGCACUCUCAUGGAUAUGUUCAACGCAACAGUCCCGAUGAUGGCCAUGACCGUUUUGGGUUGGAUGAAGGACAUCAUGCUGAUGGGUGCCGGUGCCUUUAUGAUGAUGAUGUACGACAUGCUGAACAAAAAAGGGGAUGAGAAGAAAAUAAUCAUCAAGUUGGCGCAAGCUCCACCUGAACCGGCACCACCUGCGCAGACUGGCUAUGGACCAUGGGAAGGAUAAUGAUUCAAUUGCAAAGACGUUAAGACUCAUUUUUUUCACCUUCAGUUCACUCGAUUUGAACUUAGCUGUCAGCCCAAACUCUUGGGUAUCUACAAUAAUUCUGGCAGCAAACUGCUGACAGCUAUGUUCACGUUGUCAGUUAAAUCUAGUUAACUGGAGGUGAAAAUAAUGGAUCAAAGAGAAUUAAUUAAUUGUACCUGAAAUAAUAAUCGGUGAAACGCACUACACAUACAUCCCGUAUCUUAUUUGAUGCUGAAUUAUUCUAAGAUGAUACUUUAGUUAGACUAUUCCGCUUAAGCCACAUUGCAUAAUUUUCCCUAGCUAGCACUAGCAUUUUUCUAUGAAAAAACAUACGGUGAAUUAAUUCCUCAAUAUACAAUACAAUAUAAUAAUAAUAAUUAUAAAACAUAUAAUACACAAAGGAAAAUGAAUUAUUGAACAGCUGUCCUAUACUUUGAACUAGGUAUCUAUAGGUAGUAUCGGGUUCCAAAGUUACAACAGUAGGGAAAUUAGAUUCGGGAAAUGGAUUUACUCAAAUGGAUUAGAUGUAAAAACGAUAUCACUGAUUUCUAUUGCAGGAGCGUCGAAUUGCCUUUUACAAAAAAGCCAAUCCUUGCAAUUUUUUGGUUAAUAGACUGAAUUUACAUUAAGAUGAUAUUCUUCUCAUUCGAUGAAUCCUUACAAUGAAAAUUUACUUUAAGGUCAUAGCCAUUAAAAUCUUAUAUUGCGUUUGUUAAUAUGUAUGAAAUUGCCUCAAUAAUCUGCUCAAAUUGUGGAGCAAUUAUUUUAUUCCAUAGAAUCACAGAUAUCAUUGGGUUGGUUUAUGGAAUUAUAUGCGAAUGAGAUUUAUUUAUUUAUAAAUGACACCAAAUAAUCUGUUAUUUUAUACACUCUUUCCAAUAUUUGGAAAUGGCAUUAUGUAUAUUUUAUAUUUGUCUUCAUUUACUAAUAUUGUAGGUAGUUAAGUACCUAUAAGUAGUAGAAGUAGUAACACUACUUUUUUUUGGCUGAUGUACCUACAUUAUAUGCAGUCGAAUAUUGUAUUUUAUUUUAUAUGUACCUAUAUUUAUUUCAGAAUUAUAACAUUAUUUAUUUGAAAAUAAUUAUCUUUAUUAUA
Harmonia axyridis is the source of this 1765-nucleotide messenger RNA. RefSeq lists its product as uncharacterized. Bases 169 to 648 code for a protein of 159 amino acids. The transcript is spliced from 2 exons. Lineage: Eukaryota; Metazoa; Arthropoda; Insecta; Coleoptera; Coccinellidae. The record is from RefSeq and is a predicted model, not a curated record.